GCGUGGGCGGUAUAUAGGGACGGGACGCCUCAUCGCGCCGCCACCCACAAACGCCGUUCGCUCGUCCCCCACCCUCCCUCUCUCUCUCUCUCUCUCGUCGGUGCGAGCGCAGCUGUCGACGACCCUCCUCCGACUCGUCGCUUCACAGAUUAGGUUUUUAAAUGGACGAAAUAGAAUUCUUUUUGGACGGAUAUAGCAUGGCCUACCUGAGAAGGAAGUAUUCAUGCUUGUGGUCAGCUUGACUGAUAUCAAACAAUGGCGGAACACUUGGCUUCAAUAUUUGGUACAGAGAAAGACAGGGUCAACUGUCCAUUUUACUUCAAGAUUGGAGCUUGUCGUCAUGGCGAUCGCUGCUCUCGCAUCCAUAACAGGCCAACCAUAUCACCUACUAUUGUGCUCAUGAACAUGUAUCAGCGCCCUGAUAUGAUUACCCCUGGGGUUGAUGCUCAAGGCCAGCCGAUAGAUCCCCGCAAGAUGCAGGAGCAUUUUGAAGAUUUUUAUGAGGAUAUCUUUGAGGAACUGAGCAAGUUUGGUGAGAUUGAGACCCUCAACGUCUGUGACAACCUUUCUGAUCACAUGAUAGGCAAUGUGUAUGUCCAGUUCAGAGAGGAAGAUCAGGCAGCAGCAGCUCAUACCGCCCUUCAGGGACGCUUUUACUCUGGUCGCCUAAUAAUUGUUGACUUCUCUCCUGUGACGGACUUCCGUGAAGCGACCUGCAGGCAGUAUGAGGAGAACACCUGCACUCGUGGUGGGCACUGCAAUUUCAUGCAUGUGAAGCAGAUAGGUAAGGAUCUCAGGAAGAAACUCUUUGGGCGCUACAGGAGAUCGCAAAGAGGAAGGAGCCGCAGCCCAAGCCCACACCAUAGGAGAGAGCGUCGUGACCGUGAUGACUAUCGUGGCCGUGAUGAUUUCCGUCGCGGUGGUGGCGGCGGUGGCGGUGGACGGAGGGGUGGGAGCAGCAGGCAUGAAAGGCACGACGAUGGAGGAAGGCGUAGGUAUGGAGGCAGCCCUCCGAGGCGUGCAAGAAGCCCUGUGAGGGAGAACAGCGAGGAGCGCAGGGCCAAGAUCGAACAGUGGAAUCGUGAGAGGGAGGCGAAGUAAGGGUGACCACUGUCGUCUGGGUGUGUCCUGUGCUGUUCUUCUAUAUAUUGGUUUUCGUUCUGUAGUUGCUACUAUGCUUGAUUUGCUUUUCUGUUCCUGUAAUUUAGGUGACUUCACCCUGAGACUUUGAAAUUGUCACUAGUGUGCUGCCGGAAACUUACGUUUUAGCUACUUCGAACUUAAUCGUACUAUAGUUGUUUCCCAUUUUUC
Messenger RNA from Triticum urartu, 1311 nucleotides. Its product is annotated as splicing factor U2af small subunit B-like. Gene Ontology annotation, molecular function: metal ion binding; RNA binding. Lineage: Eukaryota; Viridiplantae; Streptophyta; Magnoliopsida; Poales; Poaceae. Gene Ontology annotation, biological process: mRNA splicing, via spliceosome. Gene Ontology annotation, cellular component: U2AF complex. The record is from RefSeq and is a predicted model, not a curated record.